AUGUCUAACGUCUCCGGGAUCGACAAGGUCUCCGGCCAGAGCUUCGACUAUAUCAUAGCUGGCGGCGGGGGAUGCGGACUAACUUUGGCAGCACGAUUGAGCGAAGAUCCUUUCAUGACUGUCCUUGUGCUGGAAUCCGGAGGGGCAAACCUCAAUGAUCCGGAACUAUUGCAUGCCGCCUUGUUCGGCUCACAUUUCGGCAAACCUCAGUACGAUUGGGCCUAUAACUCGGUCAAACAGAAACACCUUAACAAUCGGUCCGUGUAUUUUUCACGAGGAAAAGGCCUUGGUGGUUCGACUGCUAUAAACUUCUUGGGGUAUUGUAAGCCGCCGGCACGUCACAUAGAUGAUUGGGAAAUGCUCGGCAACCCUGGGUGGAACUGGGAGGCUCACCAGGAGAUUCUCGAGAGGGUAGAAAGAUUUCAGCCUCCACCUGAAGAUGUCCAGAUGGGAUCUAAGACAGACCCCGCCGCUUGGAAAUUCGGGAGGAAUGGACAGCUUUUGGUCGGAAUCCCACCAAUCCAAGAUGGUGAGCUCAAGCUGACAGAGGCUAUGGAGAACGCUGGACUACGUCCAGCACCCCAACCCUACAACGGAGAUCCAAAUGGAUGGUUCUGGUGUGCCAGCACCUGCGACACAGAGACGUACACGAGAUCGUAUUCGACGACCGCAUUCUAUCUGCCAAACAAAGACAGGCCAAACUUGUCCGUUCUAACGGACGCUCACGUGCGCCGCGUCCUCACCCAGCCUGGCGCUGCUGGCAAUCUUACUGCCACUGGCGUCGAAUUUGGCUAUGGUGGCGAUAUUCAUAGCGUGCGAGCCACCAGAGAGGUUAUUUUGAGCGCCGGGUAG
Messenger RNA from Phanerochaete carnosa HHB-10118-sp, 852 nucleotides. RefSeq lists its product as uncharacterized. The record is from RefSeq and is a predicted model, not a curated record. Gene Ontology annotation, molecular function: flavin adenine dinucleotide binding; oxidoreductase activity, acting on CH-OH group of donors. Bases 1 to 852 code for a protein of 283 amino acids. NCBI's taxonomy places the organism in Eukaryota, Fungi, Basidiomycota, Agaricomycetes, Polyporales, Phanerochaetaceae. The transcript is spliced from 10 exons.